UGGCUUAAUUAGCAAUAAAUAAGUGAAAUGGUACUGUAAGCAUUGCUUGUGUUGGGAAUGAUGAAUAUGGGUUCAUUGCAAUCAGAAUGUGUUACUGUUUUAUUACUAUUUAUGCUCUUCUUGGCAGUCACACCAUUCAAAUGCAAUGCACAAUCUCGUAUUCCUCCCCACGAUGAAGUGGAAGCUUUUAAAGAAAUAGCUAAGCAACUGAACAAGUAUGUUGACAGGGGCUUCGAUGAUCCUUGUAAUGACUAUUACACAAAUAAAGUCACCUGCGAUUGCUCCAGCUCUGCUAAUAAUGAAUGCCAUAUCUAUAGCUUUGAUUUUUCAGAACAGAAUCUGGAUGGCAAGCUUCCAUCAUCACUAUGGAAGCUACCUUACCUUAAGUUAGUAAAUCUACGACGGAACUUCCUCAUUGGUUCGAUACCGCCAGAAUGGGCUUCAACAAAGUUGGAAUUACUGUAA
Molecule: messenger RNA, 465 nt
Organism: Humulus lupulus (European hop)
Lineage: Eukaryota; Viridiplantae; Streptophyta; Magnoliopsida; Rosales; Cannabaceae
Product: probable LRR receptor-like serine/threonine-protein kinase At1g07650
Exons: 4
Coding region: 58-465 (135 amino acids)
Source: RefSeq, a predicted model, not a curated record